Messenger RNA from Chelonus insularis, 1855 nucleotides. Its product is annotated as putative glutathione-specific gamma-glutamylcyclotransferase 2. Gene Ontology annotation, cellular component: cytoplasm. Gene Ontology annotation, molecular function: glutathione specific gamma-glutamylcyclotransferase activity; gamma-glutamylcyclotransferase activity. The record is from RefSeq and is a predicted model, not a curated record. The coding region runs from base 1061 to 1765 and encodes 234 amino acids. NCBI's taxonomy places the organism in Eukaryota, Metazoa, Arthropoda, Insecta, Hymenoptera, Braconidae. The transcript has 4 exons. Gene Ontology annotation, biological process: glutathione catabolic process.
CACAAGCAGAGGUGAGGCAAAGUGUAACAAUAAACGUCAGACAUUCAUCGAAUCUUGGCUGAAACUUUUAGUACACCAAAGUAUUUUUCUGAAAUUAUUAAAGCUUUAAAUAAAAUUCUGAAAUUGAGGCUAUAUUCUAUAUAAUUAAGUCUAACUAAAUAAAAAUAAGUGACGAAUAUUUUUCACAGUAUUAAUUUUAACGUUGUAUCGACUAAAAAUGUGUUCAUUUCUCAGAGUAUUGUGUUCAGGUUGUGGCUGUCUAACAGUAAAUUGUUAGAGUUGUUACUAAAAUAUUGAACUCUGUGAUACAAAGCAGUGAAAAAAGUAUAAAAACUUUUAUCAAUAAGUUACUUGAUUAAGCAGGAAUGAACUUUAAAGGAAGAAUAACAAAGAAAAAAAAUAUUCUGUUUUCACCUGUGAAAUUUCGGAUCAAAGAAAAUCGUGUAAUGAAGCGGCUGCUUUCUUUCCACAUGGCUAAAAAGAGAAUGACAUUUAAACGUGAUCGGAAAAGUAUUUUACGAUUGUUUGAGACUUUGGAUAAUUAAAACGUAUAUAUCUUAUUGUAAUUUAUACAUUUGAUUAAUAACAUCAACAAUUGAAGACCGAGCAUGACACGUGUUCAAGAAAAACAAUAGAGAGAAAAGGUAGCAGAAAAAAACUAGAGAAUGUACGAAGCCUGAUCACCUGCUUCUAUUUAAUCCUUUCUGUAUUUUCAUCAACUAGAAAAGAGAUAGAAUUGAAAAAGACGAGGAAAGCAAAAGCUUUAAAGCUCGAGGAAGGUAGUGACAUUGAUGUUAGUUGAACAUCAACUGUCGUUCAACGAAUUGCUCUUCAAAUAAUUACAUAGAUGGGUGUUAUCCGCUCCAAGUUGGCGGGAAGUCCUCGGUCGAAAAACAGUUGAGGGUAUCAUUCAACUUAAUUUAUGGCAAUUACUAUUAGAAAAUUAGUCGAUUGAUUUAUUUUAUAGUAUUUUGUAAAUACUACAGAAAUUUUACAUUUUUUAUUUUAUUGCGAUUUUAUAUUAUUGAACAUAUACUUGAUUUUUUGAAAUUGAUUCAUCAUGACGGAAACCAAUGGGAUUUGGGUUUUUGGAUAUGGAUCUUUAUGUUGGAACCCUGGAUUUGAAUUUGAACGGAGCACGGUUGGCUUCAUUAAGGGAUUCGGCAGAAGAUUUUGGCAAGGAAAUACUACACAUCGUGGUACUUUAGAAAAGCCUGGCCGAGUUGUAACGCUCAUCGAGAGUGAUAAGGAAAUAACUUAUGGACGAGUUUUUAAGAUAAAAGAUAUCAGUGCACUUCCUUACUUAGAGCAACGUGAAUGUAAUCUGGGCGGAUAUCUUACCGCGAUCACCACUUUUUAUUCUCGUGAUGGAAAAUCGGCUUUUCCAGCGCUCAUUUACAUUGCUACAAGUAAAAAUGAUCAAUGGCUUGGCGAUGCUCCUCUUCAUGAUAUUGCGAAGCAAAUUAUUGAAUGCAAAGGACCAAGUGGACACAAUGUAGAAUACCUUCUUAGAUUAGCGGAUUUUAUGCGCCGAUAUGUGCCUGAGGCGAAAGACGAUCAUUUAUUCGCAUUGGAUACGAUUGUUCGAAUGCACAUAAAAAAACAGAAAAUGUGUUUGAAUACAUUGAUGGGAAAUCGCGAAUUCGUAAUUGAUUUAGAUGAAGCAGAUGAUUCUCAAAUAGCUCUUAGUGAUGAAGAAGAGAAUAUUUACAACGAUGAAACAUUGCAUAAUCCUUUUCAAUAUAUUUCUCGAGUUCCUGCAUGAACACAAUAUUUUUUGAAAUCAUAAUUAUGUUUAUUUUUGUAUAAUUGGUCUUUUGUUAUUAUCACACUAAUUUUACAGAUUUAUUUUUUA